This is a messenger RNA of Fusarium tjaetaba, 613 nucleotides long. RefSeq lists its product as uncharacterized. The annotation marks the transcript as partial. The record is from RefSeq and is a predicted model, not a curated record. Lineage: Eukaryota; Fungi; Ascomycota; Sordariomycetes; Hypocreales; Nectriaceae. The transcript is spliced from 2 exons.
AUGGGUUUGACUAUUGCCUUUGAGAUGCCUGACGGCGCCGCAGUUGUGAUCUCGGUUCUGGUCCUUCUUAUUUCCCUUUCUGUCACCUGGAAGAUCUUCCUCCACAAUCCACCAAAGAAAAACGACCCUAUUGUUUGUGAUGACCGGUUCACGGAUUAUCUACCCCCUCUUGGUCACAGAGCUUUUAAGGCGUCGGAGCUCGUUCCACGCCGAGAACAAGAAGUUCUCAAGCAGCAGAUCGAGAUGAUUGAGCGGAAUAGACAGGCGGCUUUCACCGAGAUUGGAAGAAUUUACGCUCGGCGUGUCCAAAUUGACAAAGCUCUGGAUGAAACCGUCGAAGCGCUCAAGAAAGAAUUCCCCCAUGAUUUCGGACCAGCACUCCCCCUCAAGAAGAAGAUCCGCGACUUGUCCCGAGAAAUGGAGCAGUGUUACGGGAUGGCGGACGAUAUUUGUCAUCAAAUGCAUCAGAUGAUGGUGCAGAGGUUGAGCCUUCGUCGAAAGAUUGACCGCAUUGACUUGCAAAUGGAGUCGGCGCGUCUCGCUGAGAUCAUGCAUCCUCAUGUCAUUCCCACCGAGGCUCUGGGCGAUCCGGACCGGGAGGAAAAGAAGAGAG